Molecule: messenger RNA, 3009 nt
Organism: Pistacia vera
Lineage: Eukaryota; Viridiplantae; Streptophyta; Magnoliopsida; Sapindales; Anacardiaceae
Exons: 7
Coding region: 1-3009 (1002 amino acids)
Molecular function (GO): protein binding
Source: RefSeq, a predicted model, not a curated record
AUGGCUUUCAAGGCCCCAUUCCUCCUCAACUUUUCCAAUCAAGUCAACUUUCAAAGCUUGACCUGGGCUAUAAUUUCCUCUCAGCUUCAAGUUCUUUACCUUGAUGAAAACAACCUUGAAGGGCCCAUUCCUGAGACUCUGUGGAGUCUUGAAAAUCUGCAAGAGCUUGUUCUUUCAGGGAACAAAAUCAAUGGAACUAUAUCUGAUAAGACUGGUAAUUGCAAGCAGUUGGCUGUUGUUGCUCUCUCAGAACUCAGGCGUCAGAAUAACUUUAUUGGAGGAACUAUCCCUCCAGAAGUUUGCAAUCUUGACAAACUUGAGGUUCUUUAUCUAUUCAAUAAUUGUAUCGAAGGUUAUAUUCCGAUUGAGAUUGGUAAUAUGAACAACCUAGUGCAGCUGGCUGUGUAUAACAACAGUUUGACAGGUAGAAUCCCAUCAGCAAUAACUGAUUUGAAGAAACUUAAAUUUCUAUCCGUAGCUCACAAUAAUCUCAUUGGCGAGGUUCCAUCUGAGCUUGGGAAAAAUUCUCCAUAUCUAGAAAAAUUGGAUUUAACUGGGAACAGUUUUUAUGGGGCAAUUCCUUCUAGCAUAUGUAUUGGCAAUAAACUUUCAGUUUUAUCCCUCGGAAACAAUCAUUUUAAUGGGAGCUUCCCAAUUGAAAUCGGAAAAUGUUCAUCUCUCAGGAGAGGAGUCCCAUCAAAUUGGUAUCAGAGCCUCAUUUGGGUGAUGGUUAAAUCGAAGAUGGAGAACAGAGUUGAAGGGCUGGAAAAGGAAAUGGGGAACGUAGAGAAGGAAAUGGAAAAUGUGAGGGAAGAGCUAGGGAGCAUCAAAGGCUACCUACUGGAGCUUCGCAAAUGGAUGAGGGUAAAGGAAGAAAGGGAUACAAAUCUGAGCCGCGAUAGGGGAAAGACAUCUCACUUUGAGCUCUCCAACAAUAGUGACAGCGGGGGAGUUGAUAGGAAUAAGGAAGUAGAGAACUCAAAGGAUGAGAGGAAGGGGAAGAAGUUGGAGCUACCAAUAUUCAACGGGGAAGAUCCUUAUGGUUGGACAUUCAGAGCUGACCGAUAUUUCUCGAUGAACCAAUACGAAGAGGGAGAAAAGGUGAUAGUGGCCGUCGUGUGUAUGGAGGGUCGUGCCCUGAACUGGUAUCAGUGGGUGGAGUCUAGAGCACCAAUCAGUUCUUGGAAAGACUUUAAGACCAUCGUGGUUGAGAGAUUUAGACCGUCAUUUAAAGGAUCAGUUUAUGAAGCUCUUGUAGCAUUGAAGCAAACCGGUACAAUGACAAAAUACAGGGAGAAUUUUGAAACUCACGCAACUCCCUUACACAAGGUAGGAGAAGAUAUCCUGAUGGGGGUUUUUACGAAUGGGCUAAAGGAGAAAGUCAAAGCUGAAUUACGUUUUGCGCUGAUGGACCAGGCCUAUCGUGUGGAGGAAAGAAAAUGGCACAAGUGUGACAAAGGCCUCUAUUUCUGCUAUGAUGAGAAAUUUGGGCCAAAUCAUAAAUACAAGAGCAAGUUGAUCCAAAUCUUGUUAGUGACCGAUUAUGACGAAACGGAAAAAGACGAAGUCAGUCCUGAACCCAUCUUGGAAGCUUCCGAUGAAGGUAACCUUUUGGCUUUAUCUAUGCAUUCAAUUGUAGGGGUAACCACAGAUAAAACCCUAAAACUUAAAGGGAUGGUUGGAAGGGAGGAGGUGAUUGUUUGGGUUGACAGUAAGGCUUCCCACAAUUUUAUUUCGCAUGAUUUGGUGCGAAAAUUAGGUCUGGCAGUUGAGAGAGGGAAAUCAUUUGGGGUUAUGGUAGGGAAUGGCUUUACAGUCAAAGGGGAGGGUAUUUGUAGAGGAGUGAAAUUGAGGAUACAAGGGAUUGAAUUGAGGCAAGAUUAUUUUCCAUUUGAAUUAGGAGGGGCAGAUGUGGUGUUGGGAAUUUCUUGGCUCAGUACAUUGGGCGAUGUGUGUGCCAAUUGGAGAAAUCUGACAAUGGCAUUUAUCAAUGAAGGGAAGAGGGUAGUUUUACAAGGGGAUCCUUCUUUAAUCAAGAUGGGAGAGGAAACAGAGGAACCCGUCGAUCCUACAGCUGCUACAGUUGUAGAUGGAUUUAGCCACCUGUUUGAACAACCUACUAAGCUACCACCUAAGAGACCCACUGACCACGCAAUAGUCUUAGAAGCUGAUGCCAAACCCCCUAACAUUCACUCAUACAAAUACUCAUAUUCCCAAAAAAAUGAAAUCGAAAAGUUAGUGGGUGAGAUGCUCGUGGCAGGAAUUAUACAACCCAGUACCAGUCCUUUUGCUAGCCCUAUGUUGUUGGUUAAAAAGAAAGAUGGUUACCACCAUAUUAGGAUUAAGGAGGAGGAUGUACCGAAAACAGCCUUUCGGACUCACGAAGGGCAUUAUGAAUUCCUGGUCAUGCCUUUUGGAUUAACCAACGCCUCUUCCACCUUUCAAGCUUUAAUGAAUACCAUCUUUAAACCGGUUUUGAGGAAGUUCACACUCGUGUUUUUUGACCAUAUCCUCAUUUACAACCCUGAUUUGAAGACUCACCUGCUCCACAUGAGACAAGCCUUUCAAAUCCUCACCAAGCAUGAAUUAGUAGUAAAUUACAAGAAGUGUAUGUUUCCCCGUCGAAGAUUGGAGUAUUUGGGUCACUUAAUUUCAUCAAAGGGGGUAGAGGCUGAUCCACAUAAGAUUGAAUCAAUGUUAUCUUGGCCAAUUCCACGCACAAUCAAAGGAUUAAGGGGAUUCUUGGGGCUAACUGGCUACUAUCGCCACUUUGUACAGAAUUAUGAUUUAAUCACGCAGCCUUUAACACAAUUGUUGCGAAAAGACUCUUUUGUAUGGAAUGACCAAGCACAACAAGCUUUUGAAGCCCUUAAAACAGCAAUGACAUUAGUCCUUGUUCUGGCAGUCCUUGAUUUUACCCUUCCAUUUGAAGUUCACACGGACGCUUCGGGACAAGGUUUUGGAGUUGUCUUGGUACAGAAUCAGCGCCUUAUUGCAUUCCUUAGCUAA